AUGUCGCGCAGGGUCACCCGCUCGUCCGCUCGUCAAGCAGCGAGCCAAGCGGCUUCAUCAACUCCAGCUUCGUCGUCCAUCCUCGGGCUUUCUUCGGCCGCCCCAACGCCCAUUGCCCAAGCCCCCGCUCCCCCUCCAAGCGCUCGGAAGCGUAAGAACAUUCCCGACUCGCCCCCGACCUCGACAUCCGUCGACACUCCGUCGUCGGCUCGUAGGUCUAAGCGCCAACGAGUGGCACAUACGUCGCCGCCUCCCCAGCCUGCACAACCGCCACCUCCUGCUCCCGCUCCUGCGGCUGCAACUGCUACAUCUCGCCGUAGGAAGGGCAAAGCUGCCGCGACCAUGUCGGCUCCUGCACCCCCUGCCGGUCCUCCGGACCCCACAGAGAACCAACCGUCUGCCUCGUCUAGCCGGCGCUCUAGCCGUAACAAGAAGACGGCUGCUUCCACAGCAGAAGAACCGAUCGUUGCGGCCUCCUCCCGAUCGAGUCGGCGGUCCAAUCGCACAUCGAAUGACGACCAGGAUGUUGUCAUGGGCGGCACGGAUGAUCACGACAAGGAGGCGUCGGCUCCGCCCCCACCGCCCCCUCCUAUCCAGGAGCGGUACCCCGACGAGGAUAGCGAUGAUCAAGACGAGGAUGAUCACUAUGACGACGACGACGGCUACAGCUUCGGCGGCGGCUUCGGCGGCCAUGGUGGUCCCUUGCACGGGCUCUCGAGCACAAUUAGAACGCUUAGUGGCAUGGUUAGCGGCCUGCCCGCUAGAUUCAGGGAUAUAUUACACAACUUGCGCCAGAAGCACGAUCCCGAUAGCCAGCUGGUCGCCCUCCAAGAACUCUCGGAGCUCCUGCUGGUCUCUAAUGAAGACAGCUUGUCGGGGAACUUUUCGAUCGACGCCUUCGUGAAAGAGUUGGUAACGUUAAUGCAGCCAAAUGAGCUGACAGGCGAGGAGAAUCCCGAGAUCAUGCUCUGGGCGUGUCGUUGCCUGGCGAACCUUAUGGAGGCACUCCCGGCCAGCACAUCCAACAUUGUUUACGGUCAAGCCGUGCCCAUUCUCUGCCAAAAACUGCUUGAGAUUUCUUUCAUCGAUCUAGCCGAGCAGGCCCUCAGCACCCUCGAGAAGAUCUCUGUUGACUAUCCGGGCUGCAUUGUCCGCGAGGGCGGCAUGACCGCGUGCCUUCAGUACUUGGACUUUUUCGCCACAAGCACUCAGCGUGUAGCUGUUACCACGGCUGCCAACUGCUGUCGUAACCUUGACCCCGAAAACUUCCCGGUGGUUCGGGACGUCAUGCCAAUUCUGCUCAACGUCUUGGGCAGCAACGACCAGAAGGUAGUCGAGCAGGCUUCUCUCUGUGUGACGCGCAUCGUUGAGAGCUUCCGGUAUUAUCCUCACCGCCUCGAGGAGCUUGUGAGCGUCGAUCUGCUAAAGGCCAUCCUGCGCCUGCUGCUCCCUGGCAGCACGAACCUCAUCGGCCCCCACAUCCACACGCAGUUCCUACGUGUCUUAGCAUUCGUGGCCCGCGCGAGCCCUCGUCUAUCAGCAGAGCUUUUCAAGCUAAACGUGGUCGAAACACUCUACCAGAUUCUUACAGGUGUUUCACCGCCGAGCGGAGAUGAUGAUAUCGCGUCGAAACUCGACAGCGUCCUGAUCAUGCAGGCUCUCAUUCAUCGUCCUCGCGAACAGAUUAUCGAAACCCUGAAUGUCAUUUGCGAGCUACUGCCAAAUCUUCCUGGCUCGGCCGAUCCGGCUGCUGGCGACUUCGUGGAGAUUUCAGAGUCGGUCCUUACGCCGUCGACCUCUGGCUCGCGGAGAAAGACGGCCAACGAGAAGCGCACCGAACUCCUCAGGACUUGCAAGGACGAGGUUCGCCGCUUCGCCAUGAUCCUGUUCCCUACUCUUACCGACGCCUAUUCGAGCACAGUCAACUUGACUGUCCGCCAGAAGGUCUUGACGGCCCAACUCAAGAUGCUUUCGAACCUCGACAAACCGAUCCUUCUGGACGCCCUGAAGCCUGUCUCGUAUGCCUCGUUCUUGGCAUCGAUCCUCUCGCAGCAGGAUCAUCCCUCCUUGGUUAUGUAUGCGCUUCAGGCUACGGAGCUUCUCGUAAGCCGUCUGGACUUGGUGUACCGAUAUCAACUUUACCGCGAAGGUGUUAUUGCUGAGAUCACCAAACUGGCUGCAGAAGCGAGGGAUCAGAGCCUCUCUCCCGAAUCAUCCCUCGAUCGCGCCGCUGAUAACCAGUCGGACCGCGACUCGGAGAAUGAGGAUGAGGAGAAUGAAGAGGGUGAUGAGGAAGACGAGGAUCGUUCGCGUCGCUCUUCGGACGAAGAGGAUGACGAGGAUGAAGACGAGGAGAGGGAUCGUGACGACCAGGAGGAAGAUGAGCGCCACCGAGACGAUUACACUGGAUCCCCGACUAGCUCUCAGGGUUCCACAAUGUCUAUGGGUGCGUCAUCCGGCAUCCGAUUCGGCCUUGAUAAAGCCAGAAUUGCUCAGGUCGCGAAGCGGUUCCUGGAGCUUCACGAGAACGAGGAAGCGGCCAAGGGCAUGCGUGAAAAGGCCGAGCAGAUCUUGGCCGGUCUCUCAGCCCUCGCGUCGGAUAUCGAAAACUUUUACCUCUGUCGUACCUUGUUGUCUUCUAGCCAACCUCUGGACCGUGGCAUCAAGCUCUUCACCAAGCUCGCUUCUUACUUUGACUCGGAUAUCUUGGAGAGCGUCACCAGCGCUGAGCUUCUCGCCUCCGGUAUUGUGCGCGUCCUUGAGAAGGUUCUGAGUAAUCCGGACGAAGAGUUGGCCAUCGCCGCCCAGUCGGCCUUUCUCCAGGUUUUCAUGGGAUACACGGUCAAGUCGAAGCCUAAGACGGCUACGGCAGACUCACCCGCCACGCCGCUGAGCGUCUUGAUUCACAAGUUGCAGGAUCUGUUGAGCCGGUCCGAGCAUUUUGAGGUUAUCACCGUGCACCACAGUGGAUCGGAUCGCAGUGCGGCGUCUAUGCUCGCCAAGCAGAUCCGUCUCAGGCUGGCAGCGGAUGACGAUUCGGACAUUCCUCGCAACUAUCGGAACAUUAUGGUAUCAAUUCAUGCCAUUACGACGUUCAAGUCAUUGGAUGAUUACCUUCGUCCUCGUAUCAGCGCAACGCCACGCAACUCGAGGAGGGAGGCUCUCUCCAGGGCUUUCGACGCUCUGGCUAACACAGCCGGGAUGCCGCUCAAUAGCUCGGCUGCGGCACGCUUGCGACAGGCCAUGGGCGGCUCAUCAAGCUCUAGCUCGAGCUCAAGCUCGGCUGCUCCCCCUCCUCCGACAACGAGCGGUUCCCAGCCUUCUGCUUCAUCCCCUCUGCGGUCCACGAGGAAGACCACCCGCUCGUCGAGGAUGCAGCAGCCCGGCGAGGCCCCUUCGACACCGGAACCAUCGACAUCCCGCGAAAAGGCGGUUCUUCGCAGGUCUUCACGUCGUCAAGGCACGACCUCGUCUGAGGACCCGGCUGCUCGCCCGCCGCCCCCUGAUGACGAAGAUGAUCUGGACAAUGCCCUCGAGUGCGCUGACGAGAAGCAGCUGUCGGACGACGAGGACAUGGGCGACGAUGAAGCCCUUGAUGUUGUAGACGAGGGUAUGUCGGAGGCUCAGACACCCGAUCCUCCCGCUGCCAACAUGGAGAUGGGUACUGGCGGCAAGGUCACUGCUCGCAGGGACGAUGGCACCAAGGUCUCUACGCCAUCUCACAGCCGGUCUGGUGCUACGGCCCCCAGCCGUCUGAGCGGCCUUGCAGCUGCCUUGCAGUCAACCCCUACCCCAUCUUCGUCCUCACGGCCCAUGUCGUAUGCCGGUGCGGUUCAGUCGACCCCCAACGACUGGCACCUUGAGUUCAGCAUCAAUGGCAAGGUUAUUCCUCUCGACAUGACCAUCUAUCGCGCAGUUCACAAUUACGCAGCUAUUCAGGAUGAUUACACCGGUCGUGGAGUCUGGGCUGCCAUCCAUCCUGUCAAGUUCCGACGCGUGCCUGGUCCACCCCCGACUACCGAGUCAUCGGGCUUUGGCAGUCAGAAUGAUGCAACCUGCGAGGUUGACGAGAAUGGUGUUCCUCUCUCGCUCGCCAAUUUCCCCGUCACGGCCUCAAUCCUGCGCCUGCUCAAGAAAUUGCACGACCUCAACGCCAACCUCGACGACGUACUGGUGGAAAAUAAGGAGACGCUCCGUCUCAACGUGGAGCCGCUGUCGCAGUUUGUCAAUACGAAGCUGACGGCUAAGCUCAACCGACAGCUAGAAGAGCCCCUGAUUGUGGCGAGCCAGUGUCUCCCCAGCUGGAGCGAGGACCUGGCCCGGUUGUAUCCGUUUCUGUUCCCGUUUGAGACGAGACAUCUCUUCCUGCAGUCCACUUCGUUCGGAUAUGCCCGAUCUAUGAGUCGCUGGCAGAAUGCACAGUCUCAGGAAGAUUCACGCAGGGACCGUCGUGCUGAUGAGAGGCCCUUCCUCGGUCGCCUGCAGCGCCAGAAGGUGCGCAUCUCGCGGAACAAGAUCAUGGAAUCGGCCGUCAAGGUCAUGGAGCUGUAUGGAGCUUCUCAGAGCAUCUUGGAGGUUGAGUAUUUCGACGAGGUGGGCACAGGCCUAGGUCCGACGCUCGAGUUUUACUCGACGGUGUCGAAGGAGUUCUGCAAGAAGAAGCUCAAGAUGUGGCGGGACAACGACCCCAACGGUGACGACGAAUACGUGUCCGGCUCGAACGGCCUGUUUCCGCGACCCAUCAGCGACGACUUUGCCGCGUCGGAGGAAGGCCAGAAGGUCCUGCAGCUUUUCAAGACGCUGGGAAAGUUUGUUGCUCGAUCCAUGAUCGACUCGCGCAUCAUUGACAUUAACUUCAACCCAAUCUUCUUCCGAAUUGGAGAUGAGUCGACUGCCGUUCGACCUUCGCUUGGAGCCAUCAAGCAGGUUGACCCAGUCGUGGCGCGGUCUCUCAUGCUGAUCAAGAAGUUUGCGUUAGCCAAGAAAGAGAUCGAUGAGGACCCAACCCGCUCGCCAGCCCAAAAGGUCGUCGACAUGGAGAAUAUUGUCAUCGACAAGAUCAAGAUUGACGACCUUUACCUCGACUUCACACUGCCUGGUUAUCCCGAGAUUGAGCUCAUCCCGAACGGCUCGCAAACCCGUUUGACCAUCGACAAUGUCGAGGAAUACCUCGAGCGUGUUAUCGAUAUGACACUGGGCAGCGGUGUUCGCCGGCAGGUUGACGCCUUCCGCCAGGGCUUUUCGCAGGUUUUCCCUUACUCGGCGCUCAGCGCCUUCACACCCGAUGAGCUCUGUUCGUUGUUCGGCCGAGUCGAGGAGGAUUGGUCGUUGGAGACGCUCAUGGACUCGGUCAAGGCGGAUCACGGCUAUAACAUGGACAGCAAGACGGUCAAGAACCUGCUGCAGGUCAUGAGCGAGAUGACGCCCCAGCAGCGCCGGGACUUCUUGCAGUUUACGACCGGCAGCCCGAAGCUGCCUAUUGGAGGCUUCAAGAAGCUCACCCCCAUGUUCACGGUAGUCUGCAAGGCCAGCGAGCCGCCGUACACGUCGGACGAUUACCUGCCCAGCGUCAUGACGUGUGUCAAUUACCUUAAGCUGCCGGAUUACUCGAGCAUCGAUAUCCUGCGUCAGCGACUGUUUACUGCCAUUAAGGAGGGACAGGGCGCAUUCCACCUGUCUUAA
Molecule: messenger RNA, 5682 nt
Organism: Thermochaetoides thermophila DSM 1495
Lineage: Eukaryota; Fungi; Ascomycota; Sordariomycetes; Sordariales; Chaetomiaceae
Product: ubiquitin-protein ligase-like protein
Exons: 5
Coding region: 1-5682 (1893 amino acids)
Biological process (GO): protein polyubiquitination; proteasome-mediated ubiquitin-dependent protein catabolic process
Cellular component (GO): nuclear speck
Molecular function (GO): ubiquitin protein ligase activity
Source: RefSeq, a predicted model, not a curated record